Molecule: messenger RNA, 1533 nt
Organism: Leucoraja erinaceus (little skate)
Lineage: Eukaryota; Metazoa; Chordata; Chondrichthyes; Rajiformes; Rajidae
Product: neutrophil cytosol factor 2-like
Exons: 15
Coding region: 22-1497 (491 amino acids)
Biological process (GO): superoxide anion generation
Molecular function (GO): superoxide-generating NADPH oxidase activator activity; protein binding
Source: RefSeq, a predicted model, not a curated record
CUCCCCCACCCACAGCCCAGCAUGUCUUUGACCGACACCAUCAAGCUGUGGGACGAAGCGAUCACAGCGGCAGACCAGCGGCAAUGGACAACGGCGCUGGACACGUUCGCUGCCAUCCGGGAGCCCAGCUCCAAAAUCUGUUUCAACGUCGGCUCUCUGCGCCUCUCACUCGGCCAGCUGAACGAGGCGGAGAAGGCGUUCGAUAAGAGUAUCAGCAGGGAUGAGCAUUUGGCAGUGGCUUUCUUUCAACGAGGAAUAAUUUUAUAUAAAAAUGAAAAGUGUGAAGAGGCCUUGAGGGACUUUAAGGAAGCAUUUAAUCUACUCAGAGGUAAUCAGUUGAUUGACUACAAGCAAUUGGGCUUAAGAUACAAGCUGUGUGCUUGUCAAGUGCUUCACAAUUUAGCGCUGGCACAUGCCACAUUACAGGAAUGGGACAAAGCCGAACAGGUUGUGAAGAAAGCCUUAACCUUUAAAACUGAAGCCAAGCACAAUUAUGUGGAUCAAGCUCUGGAAGCUGUUUCGAAGCGAGAGCUGUUUCAGCUCCUGCUGUUUCCAGAAGGUGAAUUCUUCAGACCAAAGAAACAAGUAGUGGCCCAGCUGGAAAAGCAGGACUUUCUGGGAGAAGCCAUGGUGGUCGCAUCAAUCAUUGACAAAGAUGUAUUCUCCGGUUUUGCUCCCUUGCAGCCUGUGGCACCAGAACCUGUCCCAAAAAGGAAAGUCUCUGAAAAGUUCAAAACACUGCAGAGUAAACCUUACCGGGUGUUAUUUAACUUCAUACCGAGUAAUGAAAUGGAGCUGGAAUUGCAGCCGGGAAAUAUAGUCUUCCUGCUGGAGCAAGGGCAGGACAACUGGGCCACUGUCACGUUCAAUGAUAAGACUGGAUUAAUCCCCUACAAUUACAUCGAACCACUGGAACACACAAAGGCUGAAAGAUCACCAUCUCCUGACAUCCCUGCACCACCCAGGACAGCAGCCCCUGACAGACCACAUGGUGUGAAAGAUGUAAAUGUACCCACUAUAGCGAGGUCACAGGUAAUCGAACCUUCAAAAAAGACUGAGUGCAAAAAUCACACUAUGCCCAAAGGUUGUAUUGUCAAAAUACACUUCAAGUAUACGAUAGCUAUACGUGUGAAACCAGGGUUAUUGCUCAGCGAGUUGCUGGCUGUCAUCUGUCAGAAGUUCGAUCUGUCUGAAAAGAGACUUGUGCUGAGUUACAAAUCACAAGCUGAGGGUGAGCUCAUUCCCAUUACCACCGAAACCAAAAUGAAGAAAAUAUGGAGCGAGGUCAGUAAUCAGCGUUUGGUCAUCUGGGUCAAGUUUGUGGAGGUAGUAGCAUUAUAUGACUAUACUGUCACAGCCUCCAUUGAUCUGAGUUUUCAAGAAGGAGACAGAAUCCAAGUAUUAGCACAAGUAAACGACAACUGGCUGGAAGGGCAAUGUAAUGGAAACACUGGAAUUUUCCCAUCAUCUUUCAUCAAAGAAUUAAGCAUUGCUUAAAUUGUAAAUCUUUGAAUAAAACUUACAAGUAUUUGA